AUGGCAGGUGCCUCCGGGGACAGCGUGGCGGCGCUUGUCAACCUCACCAACGCCGUUAACACUGGCGACGACGUUGCUCUUGCGCUGGCCAGCGGCGCUGCAGACAUUGCUGCCGGUGGCGCGGGUGCAGCAGAGCCGGAGGUCGAUCGCACGAAGCACCCCUCGGGUAUCGUGCCGGUGCUGCAGAAUGUCGUCGCAACAGUCAACCUCGGGUGUAAGCUGGACCUGAAAGAGAUCGCGCUGCACGCGCGCAACGCUGAGUACAACCCCAAGCGGUUUGCGGCGGUGAUCAUGCGCAUUCGGGAACCCAAGACGACAGCUCUCAUCUUUGGGUCUGGGAAGAUGGUGUGCACCGGCGCCAAGAGCGAGCAGGAGUCCAAGCUUGCGGCUAAAAAAUACUGCCGCAUCAUCCAGCGCCUGGGCUUUGAGGCGGAGUUCAAGGAGUUCACCAUCCAGAACGUCGUGGCCUCCUGCGACGUCAAGUUCCCCAUCCGCCUGGAGGGCCUGCAGUACUCACACGCCUACUUCGCCACGUACGAGCCGGAGCUGUUCCCGGGCCUGAUAUACCGCAUGAAGCAGCCCAAGAUCGUGCUGCUCAUAUUCGUCAGCGGCAAGGUGGUGCUGACCGGCGCCAAGAAGCGCGACGACAUCUACACCGCCUUUGAAAACAUAUACGCCACGCUUCAGGAGUUCAAGAAGAAGGGCCCAACAGAGGGCAUGCAGCAGCUAGCGGCGCCCGGGAACGCGGCAGCGCUGCCAGCCCCGCCCGGCGCCGCUGGCGGCACGGGCGCGGGGCCCAGUGGCAGCGGCAGCGGCGCGGCGGGCGGAGGCGGUGGGGGCGCAGGCUCCAGCGGCAGGGGUGCCAUGCCACCGCCAGCUGCAGGCAUGAUGCCACCAGCGCGGCGCGCGCCUGGCGGGCCUGCUCCCCCGGCAGCAGCAGCGGCAGCCGCUGCAGGCCCUUCAUCCGGUGCAGCCGGGGGCGGCGAGCACGGCGUGCCGCCCGCCACCCCCUCGCAUGUGCCGCCAGCGACGCCCGCUUACAUGCCGCCCUCCACCCCCGCGUACCAGCCCCCGCCUGCCACGCCUGCCUAUGUGCCGCCGGCGACCCCGGCGUACCAGGCGCCCACGGCGCUUCCCACGCUGCCGUCACUGGCAGCGCCGAAGGCGCCGGUGCUGCCCAGUCGGCUGCCGCCGCAGUAG
Messenger RNA from Monoraphidium neglectum, 1200 nucleotides. Its product is annotated as TATA-box-binding protein. The coding region runs from base 1 to 1200 and encodes 399 amino acids. NCBI's taxonomy places the organism in Eukaryota, Viridiplantae, Chlorophyta, Chlorophyceae, Sphaeropleales, Selenastraceae. Gene Ontology annotation, biological process: DNA-templated transcription initiation. The transcript is spliced from 4 exons. The record is from RefSeq and is a predicted model, not a curated record. Gene Ontology annotation, molecular function: RNA polymerase II general transcription initiation factor activity; DNA binding.